CUGUGGGAGGAGCCGGCGGUCUCACCGUGGUAACCGCAGCGCCGCCGCCGCCGCCCGGCCUUGCAGGCCUCGGGACUGUCAUCGCCUUUGGGUGUGGGGAUACUUUGGCCACCGUCCCCGGAAAUUGCUCCGCCGGCUUUCUCAGAUAUCCCCAUCCUCCCCACGCUGCCGUCGCCGCCGCCAUGCAAGGGGAGGACGCCAGAUACCUCAAAAGGAAAGUUAAAGGAGGAAAUAUUGAUGUACAUCCAUCAGAAAAAGCACUCAUUGUUCAGUAUGAAGUGGAAGCUACUAUUCUUGGAGAAAUGGGUGAUCCCAUGUUGGGAGAACGAAAGGAAUGUCAAAAGAUCAUUCGUCUUAAGAGUCUCAAUGCCAACACAGAUAUAUCUUCCCUGGCACGGAAGGUGGUUGAAGAAUGUAAACUUAUUCAUCCCUCAAAAUUAAAUGAGGUAGAACAGCUGUUGUACUAUCUACAGAACCGCCGGGAUUCAUUGUCAGGAAAAGAAAAAAAAGAAAAAUCAAGCAAGCCUAAAGAUCCACCUCCUUUUGAAGGAAUGGAGAUUGAUGAAGUUGCUAACAUUAAUGACAUGGAUGAAUACAUUGAGUUACUAUAUGAAGAUAUUCCUGACAAAGUUCGGGGUUCUGCUUUGAUCCUGCAGCUUGCUCGAAAUCCUGAUAACUUGGAAGAACUGCUAUUGAAUGAAACUGCCCUUGGUGCAUUAGCAAGAGUCCUAAGAGAAGACUGGAAACAAAGUGUUGAGUUGGCUACAAACAUAAUUUACAUCUUUUUUUGCUUUUCUAGCUUUUCUCAGUUUCAUGGACUUAUCACUCACUAUAAAAUUGGAGCUCUAUGUAUGAAUAUCAUUGAUCAUGAGUUAAAAAGACAUGAACUGUGGCAAGAAGAACUCUCUAAGAAGAAGAAAGCUGUUGAUGAAGACCCUGAAAACCAAAGCUUGAGAAAAGAUUAUGAAAAAACCUUUAAAAAAUACCAGGGACUUGUGGUAAAACAGGAACAGCUCUUACGAGUUGCUCUUUAUUUGCUUCUGAAUCUUGCUGAAGAUACACGUACAGAACUGAAGAUGAGGAACAAGAACAUAGUUCACAUGCUGGUGAAGGCUCUUGAUCGGGACAAUUUUGAGCUACUUAUCCUAGUUGUGUCAUUCUUGAAGAAACUCAGCAUCUUUAUGGAGAAUAAAAAUGAUAUGGUGGAAAUGGACAUCGUUGAGAAACUGGUAAAAAUGAUACCUUGUGAACAUGAGGAUCUGCUGAAUAUCACCCUCCGGCUUUUACUAAACUUAUCCUUUGACACAGGACUGAGGAAUAAGAUGGUACAAGUUGGACUGCUCCCCAAGCUCACUGCACUCCUAGGUAAUGAAAACUACAAACAAAUAGCAAUGUGUGUUCUUUACCACAUAAGCAUGGAUGACCGCUUUAAAUCAAUGUUUGCAUACACUGACUGUAUACCCCAGUUAAUGAAGAUGCUAUUUGAGUGUUCAGAUGAACGAAUUGACUUGGAACUCAUUUCUUUCUGCAUUAAUCUUGCUGCUAACAAAAGGAAUGUACAGCUUAUCUGUGAAGGAAAUGGUCUGAAAAUGCUCAUGAAAAGAGCUCUGAAGUUCAAGGAUCCAUUGCUGAUGAAAAUGAUUAGGAACAUUUCCCAGCAUGAUGGACCAACUAAAAAUUUAUUUAUUGAUUAUGUUGGAGACCUUGCAGCCCAGAUCUCUAAUGAUGAGGAAGAGGAAUUUGUGAUUGAAUGUUUGGGAACCCUUGCAAAUUUGACCAUUCCAGACUUAGACUGGGAAUUGGUUCUUAAGGAGUACAAGUUAGUUCCAUACCUCAAGGAUAAACUAAAACCAGGUGCUGCAGAAGAUGACCUUGUUUUAGAAGUGGUUAUAAUGAUUGGAACAGUAUCUAUGGAUGACUCUUGUGCUGCAUUGCUAGCCAAAUCUGGAAUAAUCCCUGCACUUAUUGAAUUGCUAAAUGCUCAACAAGAAGAUGAUGAAUUUGUGUGUCAGAUAAUUUAUGUCUUCUACCAGAUGGUUUUCCACCAAGCCACAAGAGAUGUCAUAAUCAAGGAAACACAAGCCCCAGCAUAUCUCAUAGAUCUGAUGCAUGAUAAAAAUAAUGAAAUCCGAAAAGUCUGUGAUAAUACAUUAGAUAUUAUAGCGGAAUAUGAUGAAGAAUGGGCUAAGAAAAUUCAGAGUGAAAAAUUUCGCUGGCAUAACUCUCAGUGGCUAGAGAUGGUAGAGAGCCGUCAGAUGGAUGAGAGCGAGCAGUUCUUGUAUGGUGAUGACCGAAUUGAGCCAUACAUCCAUGAAGGAGAUAUUCUUGAAAGACCUGACCUUUUCUAUAACUCAGAUGGAUUAAUUGCCUCUGAAGGAGCUAUAAGUCCAGAUUUCUUCAAUGAUUAUCACCUUCAAAAUGGAGAUAUAGUUGGGCAGCAUUCAUUUCCUGGCAGCACUUUUCAUCCAAGGAUUUCAAAGUGCUUUACAAAUAUGCACUAAUUAAGGCUCACAAACAGCUAGAGCCUCGGAAUGGAUGGCUUUGGCCAAUCAGUUGGCAUUCUUGGACGUCCUGCCACAGCUUAUGGAUUCCGCCCUGAUGAACCUUACUACUAUGGCUAUGGAUCUCGAUAAAGUCAUCCUUUUCCUUGUGUACUCUCAGCUUAGAAGAAAUCUGUAUGGGUUGGGUUAACUUUGAAUCUUGGCUAAUAAUGCAUGUUGAUAUUAUUGCGGGUCUGUGGGGUUUUUUUUUUUUAUUUUUUUUCCAUGUUGUUAACUACAAAUUAACUCUGAUACCUUUGUCCUCUGUUAGGUACAGUUGAUGUUUGACACUGUUCACUCAUGAAACUACAUAUUAAUGCUGAAUAACAUUUCCCAUGUUAUAAAGAGAGAUGCAGAAUUAAAUACUGAAAGGCAAUCAGACUGGAAAACAAACACUACAUUAUGUACAUUAAGUGACUAAUUUAAUUUCUAUUAAAAAGAAGGAUAAAGUACAAAUGAA
Molecule: messenger RNA, 3000 nt
Organism: Nyctereutes procyonoides (raccoon dog)
Lineage: Eukaryota; Metazoa; Chordata; Mammalia; Carnivora; Canidae
Gene: KIFAP3
Product: kinesin associated protein 3
Exons: 21
Coding region: 183-2501 (772 amino acids)
Biological process (GO): cilium organization; microtubule-based movement
Cellular component (GO): kinesin II complex; axoneme; ciliary transition zone
Molecular function (GO): kinesin binding
Source: RefSeq, a predicted model, not a curated record